Molecule: messenger RNA, 1020 nt
Organism: Fusarium coffeatum
Lineage: Eukaryota; Fungi; Ascomycota; Sordariomycetes; Hypocreales; Nectriaceae
Exons: 6
Coding region: 1-1020 (339 amino acids)
Source: RefSeq, a predicted model, not a curated record
AUGACUAGAGGUCUAGGGCGAGAUGAUGUACUUGCUACUAUUGCUUGGUGUCUGGUCACUGCACUAUCUUGCAUAGAAGUUGUUCUCGUAACGAAAGGCGUAGGAACUCACAUGGAUAACUUGUCCAAAGAAUCAUUGGCUGAGCUCUUCUCAUUGAUGCCUGUCGACAAAAUGCUAUUCAUAUCAUCGGGUUGUUUUGUUAGGCUUUCCAUUCUGUUUUGCCUUCCUCGCAUCUACAGAGACAGGUCUUUUAUGACGUGUAUCUAUGGCGUCUCUUUGGCAACCGUGAUUGUCGCUGCGACUUCCCUUUUGUUCCUGGUAUUCUCAUGCAGCCCUCCAUCUGAUGUCUUCAACGCCGCGAACCCAGACAGACAAUGUGUCUCCAACUAUACUUUGGGUCGCAUGAGACAAGCGCAUUCUAUCUCGGCCACUGUCGUCAAUAUUAUCAUCCUGUUCCUCGCAAUUUGGGCCUCAUCAACAACAUCGAGAACUCGCGCAAAGACUAUCAAGCGGACACUCAUUCUUGUCGUUGGCGUAUUUGCCAUCGUUUCGUCUUUGGUUCGCAUAGGGAUACUACUAACCACUGACUUGAGCAUCGAUACAACCCACAGAAUGGUCCGUACAGCACCUUGGUUCCCUAUUGAAGUCCACACCGGACUCUGGUGCAGCUGUCUCCUUGCCUUUGAGCCCUUAACUGAGCCGAGUAAUAACCCAAGAAACUACAACAAUUACAAUAUGAGAAAACUUUCCCGAAGUAGCGCUUGGGAACCACAAGACGACCUGUGGCACAGGAACUUGGUGACAUCGAAUCCUCGUAUCUCAAUUCACGGAAUGCCCAGAGAUACUAAAGGAAAGAGAAAAGCAUCGAACGCUGAGUCAGAGGCUGAUAUUGAGAUGUUGGAAAACGAGAGAGGUAUCAAGUUGACUACUGAAUUUUCUGUUCAUGUAGAGAAUAGUGCUCAUGCUGGAGAGCGAUUGGAAGAAAGGGUCUCAAGAACACCGGCGUGGAAUGCUUUCUGA